Molecule: messenger RNA, 2010 nt
Organism: Neohortaea acidophila
Lineage: Eukaryota; Fungi; Ascomycota; Dothideomycetes; Mycosphaerellales; Teratosphaeriaceae
Product: Chs5p-Arf1p-binding proteins-domain-containing protein
Exons: 6
Coding region: 1-2010 (669 amino acids)
Biological process (GO): Golgi to plasma membrane transport
Cellular component (GO): exomer complex
Molecular function (GO): protein binding
Source: RefSeq, a predicted model, not a curated record
AUGGUCCAGACAUACGUUCCAGAACUCUACGAGGAUGACGCCCACUCCGUGAUUGACAUCCGAAGCGACAGUCUCCAAUCCCUCCGCGAGCUAGGCCCCCCAGACCUCGUUCAUCUCACCCGACAAGGCACAAAGUCAUCGACGAAGCAGAUAGGCGUAUACCAUCACGUUACCGGCGUUGACGCAUCAUCGUCCGCCAGUCUCGCCGCAUACAUCAACACCCUCACCCACACCCCAAACGAGAGGCAGCUGAAGGUCACAUCUGGCCUGUACUGCUGCUACAAUGCCUUUUCCCGCGUUGACAUGCGAGUUGGCGUGCAAAUACCCGGCACGGUAGAAUCGUAUUGUGUGGACGAACGAGGUCACAAGCUGGAAGCUACGGAAGAGCAUUGGCUGGAAACAUAUCUCUGCUGCGUGCUGCGCGCGUACAGCUACGCUGACAAUGGAAGCGGCGAUGCGAUCAAGCGAAUAGCUGGCGUGAGGCGAUUCAAUCCGAUCACGAGCACGGAGCAAGAGCACAAGUUUUUGGACGCGGCAGAGAAGCUGUUCUUCAGCGGUUGGCAACUAGGAUCCGAUCCUGAGAUUCAGGUACCAAACUUGGUGUCCAAUCACCUGACCUCCGGUCUGCUCAACUACAUAAAGACCACCGGCCGCUAUGCUUCUGGAAUUAACCUUUUCGAGAAGUUGCGCACACGAGAUCCCGAGAUCUCAUCAUUACUGGCUCGUGUCUACGUGUUGGCUGAUGAAGAAGUCAAGGCGAUCCAGUUACUGCGAGAAGCUGUUGAGGAGUUGCCCAUGGAUUAUUCGCUGCUGGACUGUCAAGCCGACUUCUGUAAUCGAAAAGGCAGAGCAGACUUGGCACUCGAGGUCGCGAAACGAGGGGUCAUCGCCGCUCCUAGCGAAUUCGGCACCUGGGCGAGACUGGCCGACAUCUACGUUGCAAUGGAACAAUGGGAUCUGGCGUUGCUGACGUUGAACUCUUGUCCCAUGUUCACAUACCAGGACAAAGACGCACCACGCCUGCCGGAGCCCUCGCGAGUGACAUUGCCUUUGGCACCCGAGACCAUCUGCGACGAGAUCGAUGAUGCCGGCGCCACACCUGACACAGACUCCAUCCAUCCCACUCUUCGCCGGCUGGCCGCGGGAAACUAUCGAGGGACCUUUCACAAAGCAUACAUGCUCCUCACCGAGAUUACACAGAAGAUCGGGUGGGAUCAACUGCUCAAGAUACGAAGUCAGGUCUUUGUGAUGGAAGAGGAGUACCGCAGUGAGAAGCAAGCGGGCACUGGCACUGGCACUGGCAGUAGGAAUGCCAGCACCGUCGCAUUAAGAGGAACUGAUACGCCACAGCCUAACGGCGACUCCGAAGACGCAGGUGAAGGCGAGAGCUCAGCCGCAAACGGCGUCUCCAGGCCAGCACAAUCCAUCACGCUGCAGCCCAGCGCAGAGGAAUCGCACGAACAAGUCCCUCCCGACCCAUCCCACACCGAAUACACCCAAUUCCAGCACAAACGCCUCUGCGAACGCUGGCUCGACAAUCUGUUCAUGGUGCUCUACGAAGACCUGCGCAUCUACACCAUCUGGCGCACGGAAAUGUCGCAGUCACGUCAGGAGCUGACGUAUCGCAAGACGCCGCAGGAGCUGGAGGUGCUGGGCGAGUUGGCGGAGCGGUUGCACCGGAAGGAAGAGGCGAUUGAGGCCUGGCAGGCGUGUCUGGGGAUGCGAUUCAGUCCGAAGGCCAUGCGGAGUGUUUUGGCCAUGUAUGAGAGGAGGGGCGACGUGAGAGGGAUUGUGGGAGCGCUCAUUCGACUCGUUGCGUGGCAGUUUAGGUGGUUCUCUGAGUUCUCUCCUGACCUGCUGUAUUCGAUUCGAAGGCUCAUUGAAGAAGAGGGCGCGGUCAAGAUUCGCAGUAUCAUCCAGGCGACGCCGUUGCCACAGCAUAUCUUGGACCUCACGCAUCAAUAUGCGGCGCUGUGCGCGACGUUCAGGAGUAAUGGAAGUGAUGGAUGA